UGUCCAUAUAAAGCGAAGUGGGGGAACAGAUCAAGCAUUCUAGGCAGAAUUCUUAUGCUGUAACUUCAUCUGCUCUCAGCUUUGCAAAGAUGACAGAUAAAGGAAAGACUUCAGCUGCCUCUUCAGGGGAUUUUCAAACAGCUAAGCCCAAGACUGUGUCUGACCAGGGAAAAGGAGAAUCUGAAGAGGAAUAUGGGCCCCAGCAAUACCAUCUGAUUCGAAGUGAUUUUGUCCAGCAGCUGAAAGAAAAAGGGGAACAGCCUUACCCACACAAAUUCCAUACAAAUACUACACUUGCUGAAUUCCUUGCCAAAUUCAGCCACCUUGGAAAUGAAGAGCAACUUCCUGACAAACAGUUAUCUCUGGCAGGACGAAUUCAUGCCAAGAGAUCUGCUGGUGCAAAGCUCUACUUCUAUGAUCUCCGGGGAAAUGGACUUAAAUUACAAGUUAUGGCCAAUGCUAAAUUUUUUAAGUCUGAAGACCUUUUCACCAAGACCAUAGAUAAGCUGCGGCGAGGAGACAUCAUAGGAGUUUUGGGAUAUCCUGGGAGAACCAAGCAUGGAGAACUUAGCAUCAUAGCUAAAGAAAUAACUCUGCUGUCACCAUGCUUGCAUAUGCUGCCUCAUCUUCAUUAUGGAUUCAAAGAUCAGGAAACCAGAUAUCGUCAACGUUACCUAGAUUUGAUCAUGAAUGAGAAUGUGAGGCAGAAGUUUAUUAUGAGGAGUAAAAUUAUCACUUUCUUACGAAACUUCCUGGAUAACCUUGGAUUUCUUGAGGUGGAGACUCCCAUGAUGAAUAUGAUAGCAGGUGGUGCAGCAGCCAAACCUUUUAUCACACAUCACAAUGACCUCAACAUGGACUUGUACAUGAGGAUAGCUCCUGAACUAUACCACAAGAUGCUAGUAGUUGGAGGUCUGGAGAGGGUAUAUGAAGUUGGACGUCAGUUCAGAAAUGAAGGAAUUGAUCAAACCCACAAUCCAGAAUUUACUACGUGUGAGUUCUACAUGGCUUAUGCAGAUUACAAUGAUCUCAUGGACAUCACUGAACAGCUGCUGUCAGGCAUGGUGAAGAAUGUGACAGGUGGCUACAAGAUCACUUACCAUCCAGAUGGCCCUGAGGGAAAGGCAGUAGAAAUUGACUUCACUCCUCCUUUUAAACGAGUCAGAAUGAUGGAAGAAUUGGAGAAAGUCACGGGAGAAAAAAUGCCAGCACCAGAAAGUCUGGAUACUGAGGAAGCCCAAAAGUUCCUUGACAAGCUAUGUGUGAAGAAGGGAAUCCAAUGUUCUCCUCCUCGGACUACAGCAAGACUUCUAGAUAAGUUGGUAGGGGAGUUUAUUGAAGUUUCCUGCAUCAACCCCACAUUCAUUUGUGACCAUCCCCAGAUCAUGAGUCCUCUGGCUAAAUGGCAUCGUUCAAAGAAAGGCCUGAGUGAACGUUUUGAACUUUUUGUGAUGGAGAAGGAGAUUUGCAAUGCUUACACUGAGCUCAAUGAUCCAAUGAGGCAGAGAGAGCUUUUUAUGGACCAAUCGAAGGCUAAAGCAGCAGGUGAUGAAGAAGCCAUGAGUAUUGAUGAAAACUUCUGCACAGCAUUGGAAUAUGGACUUCCUCCUACUGCCGGCUGGGGAAUAGGAAUUGACCGUCUUGCCAUGUUCCUCACAGACUCCAACAACAUUAAGGAAGUGCUAUUCUUCCCAGCAAUGAAGCCCAUUGAAAACAAACCUCAGUUGGAGAAACAAGAGAACUGAAGUGCAGUUUAGAGGACCAACAUGGCUACAACAAUCCUGCAAACAACUUAUUCUUUGUCAUUCCACUGAAGUUCACUGAUGUUAAUUUGGUUUGGUCAGUCUUGGUUGAUAUUACUAACCUUGUAAUCUGCCUCUUGUCUUCAACAUAACCAACCUCUGUUUCAUAUAACUAAGUAAAGACUCAAAUGCUUUAAUAUUAAUCAGAUUUGUAUCAAUAGCUGCACAUCUAUGAUUUGUGUCCAUUAUUUUCUAUUAGCAAUAUACAAUAUAUAUAACUGUUGUGAUGGAUUUGGGGUUACUAUGUAUUAAUUCAUGAAUGCGAUAUGGUUGUGCAAUUGCUGUAAGUGUAAGGGAUGUUUUCUAACUAGUGUUAAGUGAAAAGGGGCUGUUCAAUUUCAUUUCCUGCUUGUUUUUGCUAUAACUAGACAUAAGAUACCUUCCAGUAAACCACUUCAGGGU
Mauremys reevesii (Reeves's turtle) is the source of this 2204-nucleotide messenger RNA. Its product is annotated as lysine--tRNA ligase-like. The record is from RefSeq and is a predicted model, not a curated record. Gene Ontology annotation, cellular component: aminoacyl-tRNA synthetase multienzyme complex; mitochondrion; nucleus. Gene Ontology annotation, biological process: basophil activation involved in immune response; diadenosine tetraphosphate biosynthetic process; lysyl-tRNA aminoacylation. NCBI's taxonomy places the organism in Eukaryota, Metazoa, Chordata, Testudines, Geoemydidae. The transcript is spliced from 15 exons. The coding region runs from base 90 to 1745 and encodes 551 amino acids. Gene Ontology annotation, molecular function: tRNA binding; ATP binding; lysine-tRNA ligase activity.